Porites evermanni is the source of this 696-nucleotide messenger RNA. The record is from the annotation of a GenBank genome assembly. Lineage: Eukaryota; Metazoa; Cnidaria; Anthozoa; Scleractinia; Poritidae.
AUGUCUGAAUCGCACUUGUUAGCACCUCCUCAGGAGCCGUCGCGCAACUAUCGCUCCCACUCCCUGAAAACACAGAGUCAGCCCUUCCUGUUUCCACCCCGAACUAAGCGACGUACCCUGAGUCUUCCAUCGACCAAACCAAUCAUCCCGCCCUUCAUUGUCAUAAGCGAUUACCAAGGCAACAAUGUAAGUGAACGCGAAGAUGGAGAAUUAAGAUGUGAAUAUCACAAGGAAUGCAUGGGUAAGUUUUUUUUUGUGCGUGUAUGUCCGCGUGAUUUCGUUUUCUCGUUCAGAGACUGUAGACAGUCAGUUUCAGUUUAAGAAUAUGUGCUUUUAAGAUUCCAAAAAACAUGGCACGUCCAGGAAUGUUUAAGAGAUAUGUAAGUACCAUUAUACUAUUACUAUACCGUCAAAAUCCAUUUCGUUUUUGUUUUCUCAUUUCAAUUGAUAAAUACCGUUUUUGUUUCAGAAAACAACAACGAUAUAUGGUUUGCAUUAAAAAAACACUGGUCGUUGUAGUAAACCGACACCAUAAUGCAUACAUGUUUGGUCAAUUUCUAAUAUCAAAAUUAAACGCGUAAUUUUUCGUUAUCCCUCUUCUUUUCAGCGUGGUACACGCCCGUACUUGGUUUUUCUUGUAGUGUUCUGAUUUACUUCUGCUCAUGCGCACUGGCCUACUAUUCAAAAGCAAGUUAA